Messenger RNA from Salvelinus sp. IW2-2015, 2845 nucleotides. RefSeq names its product phosphatase and actin regulator 3-like. NCBI's taxonomy places the organism in Eukaryota, Metazoa, Chordata, Actinopteri, Salmoniformes, Salmonidae. Gene Ontology annotation, biological process: actin cytoskeleton organization. The record is from RefSeq and is a predicted model, not a curated record. Gene Ontology annotation, molecular function: actin binding.
UAAACCAGCGUAUAAACGCAGCCAAUGUUGCGAGCAAAGCACUUGAAUCCAUCCAACUGAUAUUUACCACAUUCCCACUUGGUUAUGAACGCAGGAAUAUAGAUGGGCACAUCCGUAUCACCGCUCCCACGUCCACACGCGCUCCAACAUACUAGGAAUUUCUGCUCAGCACCCAUGGCCCCCCAUUAGAUGCUCAAAGCCGCUGUUGUCAUAACGAAUUAUAUCUGCACUACUGCUGUUUACUUCUGAAGUUGCCUGCCUCUGGUAGGGUUUUCAAUAUUUUAUUCAGAAUUCCUGUGCUCUAUCCCUAUGGCUACAUCCGAUGGAAAUGGAAUAGACGGCUGUCUUUUGCAACGAGGCAAAUCUCAAAGUGACCCAAACCUACUCACCGAAUCCGGCAUCGAUCUAGUGCACAACACAGUGGAGGUGAUGGACCAGCAGAGGGUUCUACAUAGUGGCUGCCUGGUAUUGGGGGUGCACACCCCGCCCAUCCGCCGCAACAGCAAGCUGGCGAGCCUGGGGCGCAUCUUCAAACCCUGGAAGUGGAGGAAAAAGAAAAACGAGAAGCUGAAGCAGAGCUCCACAGAUGUGGCAUUGUCCAGUGGGUGUCUCUCUCCAGAGCCCGGUUCCCCCUUGCAGGGCUCCUCAGAUGGGACAUGCAUGUUUGGGGUGUCGCUCAAUGCCACUCUCACAGUCAGCAGUGUGGAGUAUUUGGGCCCCGAAGAGGAACUCCCCCCGCCAGUGGCUGAGCCUCCAGGGGACUGUGAGCCAGAGGGAAAUAGCAGUCAAAAUACAGAGGAAGAGGAGGAGGGAGAGAAGGAGGCGCAGCCUGGUGCCGAUGCCUCUGAGGAGGUCCAGGAGGGAGGAGAAAAGACAGAGAGGCAUGAAGAGGAAAUACCUCGAGGAACCACACCACCACCAGUAGCGGCCAAACCGGUGAUGCCACAGAUGAGCAGUGGCGAUGACCCAUCUGCUGUGCCCUCACACUUGGUCAACUCUUUCCUGCCUAAAGAGCCACCUAGGACUCCCGAGAGCCUGGCCCCCAUGGUGGCCCUGCGAGGGCCCGUCUCCAACCCCUCAGGGUCUCCUCACCUCGCCAAUAUUAUGCACCUUCCCAUGCCCCCUAGCUGUAUCAUGGAGGAGCUACAACGAGCCUUUGCCUCAAAGGCGAACCGGCAGGAAAGUGUGCAUGGGCCUGCUGAGCCGGGCUCAACCCCGUGGCGGCGCUCUGAUGGGCGACUCUCUCGCUCCUCCAGCUCGGAGAAUCCAUCGGUGGCGAGCGGCGGCGUUGUCGACUGGCUACACCAAGCAGAGAGGAAGAAGGAGGCAGAAGAGAACAAGGAGAACGUGCGGCUGGACCAGUGCUUCUCCGACGCCUCGGGCCUCCCCCACGAUCAGGACGACUGGAACGACUCCGUCAUCUCUGGUACACUACCUCGCAGGCUAAGGAAAGAGCUCUUGGCYGUGAAGCUUCGGAAUCGACCCAGCAAAGAGGAGCUUGAAGACCGGAAUAUCUUCCCAGCGCGGACUGAACAGGAACGUCAGGAAAUACGCCAGCAGAUCGAGAUGAAACUCACCAAGAGACUCAGCCAGAGACCAAAUGUGGAAGAGUUGGAGAGUCGGAAUAUCCUAAAACAGAGAAAUGACCAGACAGAACAAGAAGAGAGGAGGGAGAUCAAACAGCGGCUCAACAGAAAGCUCAAUCAGCGGCCCACAGUUGACGAGCUACGGGACCGAAAGAUUCUCAUCCGUUUCAGUGACUAUGUAGAGGUGGCCAAAGCUCAGGAUUACGACCGAAGAGCAGACAAGCCCUGGACUAGGCUCUCUGCAGCCGAUAAGGCGGCUAUCCGAAAGGAGUUGAACGAAUUCAAAAGCACCGAGAUGGAGGUGCACGCCUCGAGCAAGCACCUUACGAGGUUCCACAGGCCGUGAAUACGAAGGGGAGUUUCUUCCGUGAAGAAAUAAUGCUGAGCCUAGAAUUUUCGGUUGCUGCGUCGGUGGCGGUUAGAAACUGCCGGAGCCCGGAGGACAUUCUUCCAGAGCCCAUUCCUUUGUCUGCAGGGUGUCCUCAAUUCCUCCAGCGCGCCCCUAGGUUUCGUCGAGGGGAGGUGGACAGACGGUGAUGUUUGGGGGUGUAGCAGUGAAUCCCGGAGGCUGUGUCUCCAACGUGGGAGCUGACUGGACAGAAGACUAAAGACAGAACCUCGAACUCGGACUCCGUCUAUCUGCCUGUCGGUUAAGAUGGAGCUGAGGGAAGAACAAUGCCUGUGUGUGCGUGUUUUUUCAAACUGACUCCUUUGAGAAGGUGGCGAAUACGUACAGGGAAGAUGACGUUGUGCAUGUGACCAGCUUCACCUUUUCUUUUUUUGAAUAACGUGUCACUUGAGGAGGAUGGGGGGGGGACUGUGUGGUCGGUCGUGGGUGWAUUUCGUACCAACUGUAUAUAUGUCAAUCUGAACCGGACUGUCAAUGUCUUCACUCAAAAGAGAGAACCUUUGUAAGCACUACUUGUCUUCAAAAUACAAGGUCUUCAAAAAAAAAUGUAUGCAUCUUAUUUUUGGUAAUCACCUUUUUUAAAAGUAUUAAUAAACUGAUUGCUAGGUAGCUGAACAGGUAAAAGCCUCAAUCCAGCCUUCCCCUUUGUGUUGCUCAGAAAGUAGCAAGAUACCAUAGUAAGCAGAGUGAAUGUGAGAUUCAUGAGUCUGACAGGCAAUAUGAGAUAAUAUACAGCAGGGCUCUCCAAACCUUUUCCCGGAGAGCUACCGUCCUGUAGGUUUUUGCUCCAACCCUAAUAAUUACCUAGUUGAUAAGGGUCUUUCUAAAAAAUAAAGGGGCCAAUGUGUGA